Guillardia theta CCMP2712 is the source of this 8736-nucleotide messenger RNA. RefSeq lists its product as hypothetical. The transcript has 4 exons. Lineage: Eukaryota; Cryptophyceae; Pyrenomonadales; Geminigeraceae. The record is from RefSeq and is a predicted model, not a curated record. Bases 1 to 8736 code for a protein of 2911 amino acids.
AUGAACAAUGAUCAGUACUCGAUAGGGUCAACUCUGUGCGAUAAAGUUUUUUCUCCAACUUUUACUGCUACUUUGGGGCAAGGAUUUUCGUGCGCCUGGCUGAAUGCGUCAGCGCUGGCUGUAACAUUUGGUUCAUUUGCAACGGUCAAUGCAAGCACUGUUCUAGAGCUGUCCACAUCGUCGAACAUUACUUAUACCGAAUCCAUUGAUGGAGUCAGCCUCCAAUCUUUUCCUGCCACUACUCAACUCGGGCAGAUUGUAAACGGGAAGAACGUGACACGACAAUUCAUUUCCAUACCUCAAAACGCUCUUUCUCCAUUACCAGUUCUAAGCGGCUUAAGCAAACUCUCAGCAUGUGAUAGAAUUGGUAUCGAUGCAUCUGGUUCGAUCGGAAAUGGGGCACGGAACUUUACGACUUUGACUUGGGGAGUGAAUUUUGACGAGUCUUACCCAGCAGCAGGAAUUCUAUCUUCAGGACUCCAGCGAACUUUCAUCAAUCGUUAUGUCGAGUUUUCAAGUUUGUUGGCGGGAGUUUCGAAUCAAGUGUCUCUACGGUUGCGCCCGAACGCAGCCAUCUUGCCCGGAUCGAGAAUUACUCUUCUAGGACUUCCUGGUCCCGUGCUUCGCGAGUAUGACUGCCCAUCCAUGCAAGCGCAGGCUUCCUCGCAGGUUUCCUGCAUUCAUGACAUUGGCUUGUCAAACCCCCGAACAUCAUGCAUAGAUGUGAUCUUGGAGGGUCCAAGCGCUUCCUCGUUCAUGCCCAGCUCUCAAUCACAACCCAAACCUGUGGCGCAGUGGUACAAGGGCGUGUCUGGUUGGGAGCUACACUUGAGAGUGCAGUAUCAAGCAUCUCAAAGUUGUUGUUAUCUACCUGCCACUCAAGACACCAUCAUUUCUUUCACAAUCGACAACCCAAAUUACCCCAUUCAAAGCUCUGUGUCCAUACAAGUAGAAUGUGAUGAAGCUUAUCCAAGCUGUGUACAAUCAAACUCAAGUUUGUUUGUGUAUAACAGCAACUUCGGGCCUAUCGGACCUCAAAAUUUUCCGUUGCAAACCCUCCUUGCUACUUGUUUACCAGCUUUCUUAUGUGCGACUGGUGUGACAUUCGGAGGCAACGAUUUUCCCAUUCAAGUUGUUGCGGCUCAGAUCUCUGAGACAACCCGAGUGAAGUCGACCUUGAACACCAUCUCAAUGACGUUCUCGUUGUCAACUACUGCACCUCCAGGAGCCGUCAUUCUUGUUUAUGGAUUGAACGGCACUUCACAGAAAGCUGGUAGCGUCUGCAUUUAUGGUGACUCUAAUGCAAACAUUUCUUGCUCAAAAUGUAGUGCAAAUCCAAGCAUACAUAUCGGUACGUGGUAUACAGGAGCGAAUGCUUUGAGAUUUGUGGUGAGGAAAGAAUAUGUGCUUUCAUCAUUGCAACCAAUCAAAAUAUCAUUCAAAUUGCCCAAUCCUUCCUACACCAAUCGUUUGACUUGUGGGAGCAGGAACGUGCUUGACUGCGCGUCUCUCAGUCGGCCUUACAUUCAAGUGUUAUCCAACCCCGAGUCGAGGUUCUCACCGACUCCUUAUGCGGUAGCUGGUGACGUGUUGGGUGCGGGAAUUCAACCAACGUUCACAGUGUCCAACAUGAUCCAGACAAACGCUAUUGCAGGAGUUCAGACCAUUCUUAUCGUCCAGCUAGUAUCUAACAUCGAUUUGCCCGUGAACACAACGCUUACCCUCACAAAUAUGAAUGGGAUAGAAUUUGUCGGUCCGUUUCCCAACGAGGAUCGGCUGAAUGGUUGUUGGGAAUCAGUUACAGAUCCAAAUCAGACUGCUGCUAAGAAUCUUUCUUUUGUUCUCACCAAGUGUGAUGUCUUUGCGGAUAAUCUUUUCUCGUUGUACGUCUUUGUGACAAACCCACUGUCGAAUGGACUUUAUUCCCAAGUCCUGGUGACGGCCUCAUACCAUGGUUGCGAUUUAUGUCAGAGUAGCUGUAGGUGUGAGGUCACUUCUCCAGAUCCAUUCGAAAUUCUUCCACAGCAAGUAACACUUGCAAACUCGAACAAGCUGCUGCUGAUCCAAUACGGCAGCUCCGUUCGCUUCAACGAGAGUUCAAACGUCACAGGCCAGAUCAACACGUUGACGAUCUCCUUGGCCUCAAAUGCCUCCAUCUUGUCGGGUUCGUCCUUCACGAUAUCGGGUCUCAAUGCAAUUAGCAAUCCACCUGCGACAAUUAUCGUUACCUUGACAUAUGGCACAGCAGUACAACCAGUCUCAGGGAGCUUUGACUCCACGAAAGGAGCGCUGACUUUCAAGACGAUUCAACCAAUUUCACCAGGGAAUCUUGGUAUCGAAUUUGUGGUGGAGAACCCAGAAAACGCGAAAAGCAAUUCCAAAAUUACUUUGAAGGGCAACAUUAUACCUGGAAUCUGUUCUGAACCACUGGCGAUGCAAGAAUGUGUUCAAGGCCUCGCAUCUAGGUCAUUGAAGGCGAUUGAGUUUGAAGCCUCAGUCACCGACCGACUUCUUCUCAGCAAUGGCAACAAAACGCUUGUUAUCAAGACCAUUCAGGAACUCUCUACAGUCUUUGGCGCAUAUAAUAUCAUUGCUGUCCACCUCCGGCCAAAUUUCAAAUUCAAAGGAAGUGGUAGCAGCAUCACUUUGCAGGGCCUCAAGAACUCAAUUUGGCCCCCAAAAACGACUUCGACUAGUCAAAUUCAACUGGAAAAUUCAAUAGCUGACUUGCUUCCCAACUGUUCGUGUAUUUCUUGUGAAUCUUCGAAUUGUGAUUGUACUCAAUCAACAUUGAACUCGCUGCAGCUGAAUCUAUUGUUUUGGAACUAUGAUCAAUCUCAGAAUCUUUUGUUUGAUAAGCCUGUCACUGGUGAAUGGGAUCCCUCAGUCGGGACUUUGAAAGUGACAUUGUCACCUAAUGCUGAAAUCCAAGCAAACCAAGACAUUGUUUUUGCUUUCUCUGUUCGCAAUCCAACUGUCAGAUCGCGACCAAAUGCUUUGAAUGUAACUCUAUUAACCCCGGAUAUCACCAUUAAUGCUGAAUUUCAAAAAACUGUUCUGGUCGCAGGCUCGCUGCCCAAGUUCAUCGAAUUCACAAUCAAAGACGAGGUCAGCACGGCAGAUGACUUCAACAAUUACACCAUCACAUUUGCUGCCAACUUUCCCAUGACCACCUUGCUCACGGACUUGACAAGUCAGACCUCUGCGAUCACCAUAUCUGGAUUGACUGAGUUUCAGACACCAAUACCAGGUCCAUAUCCCCUCCAAGGCGCCUCUCGAUUCAUGGCCUCGAAGCGAGGUGUCUAUCAGGUGCUGUCCACGUCAUCGAUCAGCUUUGUGUCAGGCGUGAUGCUGGGUGGUUGUGAGUCUAGUUCAGCGGGAUGCUCACUAUACAUUCCUGGCGUGUACGAUUAUCGUUCGUUACUGUCAUAUACAGUGAGCUUUGUGCUCAAGAAUGGAGCUAUUCUCAACUCUCUGGGCACGCUCCCAUCGAUCAGCUUCUCUAGCACUGAAGUAACUGUUGCUGCGACAGCUACCACGUCUCUCUCUGUCGGCCAAGUGCUCACAUACCCACAAGUGAUACGCUCAAAUAUAUCAGAGUCGUCAAACAUUCAGAGAUCUCCAAACACGAUUGCGAUAGAGUUGAGCGUGAACUUUGAUUUAAGAGGAGGUUCUAAGGUUUCUUUCGGAGGCUUUCAAAACAGCUUGUCAAGUAGCAAGAUCACGAUCCGUAACAACUUCGAAACAGCAAUACAAGGAAUCUACAAUUUAUCGAAGGGAACUGUUGAAUUCACAUUGGGUCAAAAGGUGGUUGUCAAGGCUCAGUCAUUGAUGUCCUUCAACUUCACUCUGGUGAAUCCCUCUCAAUCUCGGAUUCCUUCGGCGGUAACAGUUUCCAUUACCGCGUCGUCAUACACUGCCACCUGGGAUUGCAACUCUUUACAGACUUCGGUACUGGGAAGUGAUGUAGUCGUCCCCUCAACUGUCCUAGCAGGACCGCUGGUGUUCGGUGCGUCAAACCCCUUGGAUUUUGCUGUCAGAAGAGUUGGAGAGUCCACGCGUGUGAACUAUGCAAUCAACAAGAUAUGGGUGACUCUAGUGCCCUUCACAAGUGUGCCGGCAGGAUCCUCCAUGACUAUCUCUGGAAUUUCGAGCACGUACACUACUCAACAGGUCCUAGAGAUCAAUGGAACUUCUUCUUCUGCACUCACAGCCAUCUUCAAUCAAAUAUCUCAAAAUAGUUUCUUCGUUCAGUUGACUCUCAACGUGGAAAUGAUCGCAGGUCAAGAGUUUGUGUUCUACUUCUUGUUGCAGAAUAGGAAUGGUCUCCAGCCAAAGAACGAGUUGCAGAUCUCGGUACAAGGACCGCCAAGCACUGCAAAUUACUACUCAUUUGGACCUGUGCCGUUGAUUGGCGAUGUCUUGCGUUCUGGUUAUGCGCUCUCGUGGGUGAAGAAGACAAUCCAGCAGGAGACGAGGGUUGUAGGUGCAAGCAACGUUUUAAAGUUCACCAUUCGCCCGAACGCUCCUCUCUAUGAAAACACGAGAAUUCUCAUCUACGGUCUCAGGAACACGCUAUCUUUGAAAUGCUUCCCAUGCGCAACUACUCUCAUACCAGGCUUGGGAUGCUCCACCGAGUGCACCCGCUGCGUGUCGAGACUUUGUAAGCAAGUGUACAACGAAAACUUGAACGCUAACUCUCUCUUCCUCAUCAAUUCCCCAUUUGAUUCAAGCACUGGAAAUCUGAAUUUGACAAUAGCUCCCAGCCAGCUUAUACCCGAGGACAAGGAAACCGUUUUUACCAUCAUUGUUUACAACAGUAAUGAAACAAGCAAUUUUCGAGCAGACUGCGUACCUUCUAAUCAAGAUUCUUGUCUUAGGAUGGAAGUGUUGAAUGCAGCCGUUUGUCCAGGAACAUCGCUGAAUGGAAUGACAUGCUCCAAUCCGGAAACCAUUCCUGCAGCGCAAAAGACGAUAUCAACUUCAACCCCUUCGAUAGAUAAUUAUGGUAAUUCAAACAUUGACACAUGCAGUGUCUGCCUUCGGACUGCCGACGUUUAUGAACUGAAUACUGUUUUACAAACGCAGACCUCUUUGAUCAUCAGCAAUCUGUCUGUGUAUUCUCCUAGUUUACAAAAUGUCCCAACUCUCAUCCAAGGUGGCGUUGCACCUGGUCACUACCAAGUUUUCAUUUUACUUUCAAACUGGGCAGGGCAAAGCAAGAAAGCAUUCUUUGACCUUGAAAAGCCUUACCUGCCUCCCGGUUAUGGUUAUGGUCCCAUGCAUAACGAGUACCUGGCUCCCACCAUCAGGAUGACCAACCCAAACAACAUCACCAUAUUGUCUGGGAGAAGUUUGAAUUUCUACUCGCAUGGAACUCCGAUCACAUGCUUGGACAUCGGUCUGUCGUCAGAUCUGAGCUAUUCUUGGAUAGUCUCUUGCCAAACGUGCAAAUCUCAAAGUUCACUCAAGACUUUGCUUGGAAACUCUCUUCGCCCCUGGCUUUCUGUGUCUUCGGACUAUCUUCUUGCAGGAUGUGUAUGUAACUUCACCGUCGUAGCCCAUCAGUCGAGUGUCACUUCAUCAGCAAGUGUGAUUGUGAACGUCAGGCCCAAACGGUUGAUUCCAGCUAUAACUGGAGUCAAUGCAGGCGGAGAGAUGUCAAAGUUGCAAGACAUAUCUUUGAGCGCAAAGAGUUCUCAUGAUCCCGAGUCAGUUGUGACGAACUUUCAGAUCACUGAUGCACAAAUUCAGUGGGUUUGUACUUACUCAAAUUGUACGACUUGCUUCGUUCAACAACUUUGCCCAACUGAUUCGUACUCGGUCAUCAACAGUGCGGAAUUUGUGAUGUAUUCAUCCAAGUUGAUCGUCGGAGCUCGUUACACUAUAGAGUUGCAAAUACAACGAAAGUCAAGCUUACUCAGUACAGUAUUUGGGAGUUCAUCCAUCCCCUUCAUGGGUGACUGGACUAGUACGAGUACUACGCAGGUGGAAUUCACAGUGGUUGACCGCCCAGUUCUCUUGUGCAAUAUUUUGAUGUGUAGCACAGCGAUGACUAAUGUUUAUUCCUGUGGCAGUACGUCUCAGAAUGUGCAAGUCAGUGGCAACCAGUACCAGUACCUCAAGGGGUCCUGCACUCCCUCGGCAAGUGCUGGGAUCUCCUCGUACUCGUGGACGCUUGUCAGUGACGUGCUGCCCAAUUUGACGUCUGCAGACAUUUCUACCUCGCUCUCGACCUCCUUCCUGGUGGUCAACCCCAGCGUCCUUAGAGCUGGGGUCAGUGCGAAAUUUAGAUUCAGUGCUGUAGACACAGCGUUGGUGUUGGGCUACUCUGAAAUAACUUUAAUAGCCAACUCCCCUCCAAGCGGUGGAUACAUCAGUGUUUUUCCGACCAGGGGAGUUGCUCUGGUCGACAACUUUGAGAUCUCAGCACCAGCCUGGAAUCCUAGCAGCAAUGACAACCUUCCCUUAGUGUUCACGUUCUUUGCCAACGAGACUUUGCUUGCUCAGCAGUCUUCGAUCACACUGAACACGAUUCUGUUUCAGGGAGACGCUUCAGCAAGCUUCCGACUUUCAAUUCAUGUCAUAGUAUCUGACAGUCUUGGAGAUUAUGCUGCUGCAGCACAAAAUGUAACCGUCAUCACAAACAACACGGAUAUACAAGCUUUCGCAAGAAAUCAGAUCAACCAAAUCGAUCAAGUGUUUUUGAAUGCAGGUGAUGUUGCCAAGGCUACUCAAUACAUGGGCAUUGUUGCGUCUACUCUCAAUGCAAACCCUGCACCUUGCAUCAACCCUCAGGAGCUAGGGUGCACUGGAGCAUGCUGUCUUCGCAUCGCAUUACUCAACAGUUUGCAGUUGACUGGCUCCAUGUACGAACUGUCGUCAUCCAGUCUGCCUAUCAUUGCCAAUACGAUGCUGCAGAUCUUGAAAGCGCCGGAGGAGAUUUCCUUCUCUUUGUUACAAGAAGCUAUCUCGUACUCAUCAACUCUCAUCUCGAGCGAGUCAGGUAGUGGCGCAAAGAAUCGGUACUUGCCAGGGAACUUGACUCAGCUUGUAGCCGCUCUGCUAGCAAGUGCGAAACUAAACGGCGGAUCGAUGAUCGAUGCAAGGUUGAAUGCGAGGAGUCUUGUCAAGAGCUCAGCCGGUCGACAGCUCAAGGCAGUCUUGGGACUUACUGCGAGGAGUGCGAAAGCAGUGAUCAUGGCAGCCUUGUCCCUUCUCUCGUCCAUCUCCACACUAAGUACCCAGCACACGAUCCCAGACAUAUCCAAAGCUGUAGUCAUUCAAUCUGCCGGAAUCAUCGUGAACACGUCGGUGUUCUCUCAAACCUACUUCUCUAUCAACGGUUUUGUUGUGUCGUUGAACAACUCAGAGAUGUCGAUCGGACUUCCUUCAAGCCUGCUUUCGUACAUAGAUCCAACAACCCCACUCACUACCAGCAUCUUUCAGAUAAUGGUUGCACAAUUCGCUUAUUCGGACAACCCUAUCACGGGAUCACUUGGUCCAGAAAUUGUUCUUCAAAUCCGACCAUUUGGCAAAGACAACGUGAUCUCUUUCAACAUCAUCGCAGGUCUGCCUAUCACAUUCAAGCUCCUUCGCACGCAGCCUCUCAACUACUCCACACCGCCCCAACCGGGCUUCCAGCUCGUCCCCUUCAUCCAGUACUUCGAUGCUGACAUCAGCGUAUGGCAGUGGAAAUCUACUGGAAUGACAUCUAGCACGUCUGUCAAGGUCACAGCUGCCCCGCAGCUGGUGACUUCGUCAGGGUACUCGCUGAGCCAAAGGGUGUCCAUCUUCUCGGUUUCUCAGGUCUGGGCAGGGUGUGAUGGGGUCGCGUUCAGUGGCACUGUGAUCGACUCUUGCGGGGUUUGCGGAGGAAUGAACUACAGCUGCAGCGGCUGCGACGGAAUCCCGAACACCGGCAGAGACAAGAAUUGCAGUCAACAUGGAGCUUGCAGCGGAGGAGCAUGUGUCUGCUACGAGAACUACUACGGCAUCAUGUGCGAGACCUUCUGCAGGGACAGUGUCAUCUGUUCGGGUCAUGGGAGGUGCAACCCCGGGACUGGAACCAGUUGCAGCUGCGAGCAAGGAUGGGAGUCAGCUCCUGGCAUCGCAUUUCCUGGUCCGUUCUGUAAUGUGUCCACCACAGCAGUUGCAUCCAACUCCAACCUGUCGCAAACCGCGAUACGCAUCCUGCUGACCAUCGGGCUGCCGGCCUUCACCGGGGCUGUCAUUCUCUCAGCAGUCGGCGUGGUGAUGUUCAACCACCGCAGGAGGAUGCUCAAGAAGUCCUUCAAGACCAUCAUCGAGUUCCCUCAGCCGCAACUUGACGUGACGGCUGAGGUGCGAGACAGCAACCUGCUCAUGGUCCCGGACGAAGACGGCUGGGCCAACUUCGAGAUGCCAAAAGCCUCAGCAAAGUUAAGCUACGGGCCAAGCAGCGGUCAGCUGGCAACCGCCGUGGCAGCGAGCACUCGGACGGAGCUGGAGCAUGUGUCUUUGGAGUGCAUCGAUCGACGAGCGUCGCUCAUCCGCAACCUGACCAAGUCGAAGUUCACGACGAGGAAGUACAAGACCAACAUGCCCCUAGAGGCAAGUGCGGUGAAGGAAGAAGCGUCGGACGAGGAGAGCGACACAUGGAGCAGCGACUCAGAAGUCGGCAUGCACGUCAAGUCUUGGCAUAUCACUAAUCACCCGGAGUGGUUGGAUCACGACAAGAACAUGGACAGUCAAUGA